AUGGACAUCGACGAGCUCAUUGGCACGGUCUCGAGCGAGCCCGACAUGGACACUGAGCGGAUGUGUUUCGGGAUUACCGACAUCUUCGUCACUGGUGAGGUAGUCCGUCUGCUCUCCUUUCCUCACCCCCACGCAUGCUCUGACCCCCCUCCCUUCCUCCCCCUUCACUGUCUCGCCUCUGCUUCUCCCCGGUCGUCCUCCCUCCUCCCCACACAUGCACAGACUCCCGCACGGUAUGCACAAGCCUGGCACGCAUAUGCGCUCUACGGCCGUGUUCGCCCCUGGGACGAUCUCGUUGUUCUUCUCCACGUUGAGGUUCUACCAGCGGACGGCAGCGGCGCCCUUUCCACCGUUUUUUGCAGGUAUGUCGUCAGCGAGCGCACGCUCAUCGACGCCUGGCAGCAGGUGACCGCGAGCACGCACACGGCCCCGCUUGAGGAUACGUCCAUCAUCUUCAAGGUCGACCGCCCGCAGCUGCUGCUCCUGGUGCGGGGGUGGGGGUGUGCCUCCAGCGCGCGCGCGUCCGCCGCCGUCAUGUCCGCGAGCGCAAGCGCGAACACCUCCAGGGUUGUGCCUCUUCGCGCGUUACUUAUCUUCGCCAUGGCCCAAUUUUUUCUUGACACCAUAUACGUCUACACUGGGUUCAUCAACCAUGACGGUUGUGCGGCACGACUGGCCUUCACGAAUAACGCCACGAACCAGAACUUCAUUGUGAAGCACGCGUCGCUGCUCACGACGCUCUUUGUGGGGGACUUCAUGUCUCGGGCUGCUAUGCGCUCUACGCGUACGCGCACACACCCCCACGACCAGACGAUCUUCGAGCAGACGGAGCCGCUCAAGAUCUACUUCCCUCCCAGUCUCGUCUCGAACCUCGCGUCGCGCAUCUGGUACGUGGACUGGAGCAGAGCGAACGCGCUCGCGGCAGGCACGACACGCGCCGGCGGGCUCUGGCGGGUGGUGCGCAUCAGGCUCGAGUCCGGGUUCAUCAAUGCGGUUUUCCUCUUCGCGUUCGUCGUGAUCAUCGCUGGGAAAUUUUCUGCACUCAGGCUCGUCUGA
Messenger RNA from Epithele typhae, 1056 nucleotides. RefSeq lists its product as uncharacterized. NCBI's taxonomy places the organism in Eukaryota, Fungi, Basidiomycota, Agaricomycetes, Polyporales, Epitheliaceae. The transcript is spliced from 4 exons. The record is from RefSeq and is a predicted model, not a curated record. The coding region runs from base 1 to 1056 and encodes 351 amino acids.